This is a messenger RNA of Rattus norvegicus (Norway rat), 899 nucleotides long. The record is from RefSeq and is a predicted model, not a curated record. Lineage: Eukaryota; Metazoa; Chordata; Mammalia; Rodentia; Muridae.
CCAUGCAUCCUGCCACCCCGAGCAGGCUUCUCUUGGCCUGUAGCCUCGCCUUCAUGCCCUUCUCUACAGCUGUGACCUCACAAUCGGAAAGCGUCGCCCCCUUCAGUGGCACCUCUCUUGCACUGUGCUCUCUGCCUGGCACCUACAGUGAACCAGCACACACGAUUUCUGCCUGCAGAUCGGGUGCAGUCCACUCGACUGUGCUAUGGACUGGACAGUCAUGAGUGUCCCCUCCUGACUCCCUGACUUCAGGGGAACAGCCGGGCCUAUCUGCAUCCUGUGUCCCUUCUAGAGAGUUAGGAAUGUGAUUUCAGCCCCUUGGGAUUGUGGGGCAUGCAUGAGCUCAGACUAACACGAUGACACUGUCCACUCGCUAAGGUCUCGGGACUUUUCACUUUCCUAGAAGGGCCUUCAUGUUGAAAGAAGGUGAUGUGUUCCGCAGACUAGGAUGCAAGACUUCCGACUUCUGGGAAAUUACAAUGAACGAGCUAGAGGAGAAGGAGGUGGAUGAAUUCAGCUCCAGUGGUCUCAAGUGUCCCACAUGCUUCUCCAUGAAGGGGAGAGAGUGCAGACCAACUCUCAAGUGGUGCUCAACGGACAAGAUAAAUUGUGUGGAGUUCUCCGGCAUCGUAAACACAGGUGUCGACAACAUACCCAUUCAGCUGAUGAAAUGCAUAACCGUAGAGCAGUGCAAGGACACAGUGACCACUUAUAUGGGUUUUUCCAUCAGUAACAAAAGUGAAAUCUGUAAGUCAGCCGUCAGAAAUGGGGCCAGAAUCAGAGCCCCAACCCCCAUCUUCCUUAUUCUCUUCCUGAAGAAACUGCUUCACUGAGCAGCUGUGGAGGCUCAGCCACCAUCCCCAAAGAAUUAAAGUUGCAGUUUCUGUUUGUUGAUCGCA